Messenger RNA from Cylas formicarius (sweet potato weevil), 3866 nucleotides. RefSeq names its product activating transcription factor 7-interacting protein 1 (gene wde). The transcript is spliced from 7 exons. Bases 884 to 3712 code for a protein of 942 amino acids. Gene Ontology annotation, biological process: regulation of DNA-templated transcription. Gene Ontology annotation, molecular function: transcription coregulator activity; protein binding. The record is from RefSeq and is a predicted model, not a curated record. Gene Ontology annotation, cellular component: transcription regulator complex; nucleus. Lineage: Eukaryota; Metazoa; Arthropoda; Insecta; Coleoptera; Brentidae.
UUAUUAUUAUGCGCUUCUCGCAGCAGCGCUCGAUUGGGGCCCACUUGGGUAGCGUUCAUUUAAACGUUUACUCUCCGCGUCUUUUGUAGAGGCACUUAAUUUUUGAGGUUGAAGGUUUGCAGGUGUCGAUAUCGACAACCAAAGUACAAAUAUAACGACUCCUCAGAAAAAAAUAACUAAAUCAAGGAGUGCUUUGACAAAGCGAUUCCAGAAUUUAAUAAUAAACGUCUUGUUAAAAUCAUAGCCGUUUGGAAUUUAUUGUACAGACAUUUAUUUACAAUAGAUAUUGCAUUGGUAGAAUGACUAAAAUGGUAACUGCGUCAAUAAAGUACGAGAAUUGUUACGCUAAUGGUAUAGGGAUUAUUGGAAUAUCCCUGUAUGUUAUUACUAACAACGUAAUUGUUUGAUCCAAGAUUGUUGGAAAAAUAUAGAAGGAAAUUAAAAUGAUCUGGUUAAUUAAAAAAUGAUUAAUUUGGAAUAAGUGUAUAUAAUUAUGUUUCUACUAGCUUUAUAUUGAAAUGAUAACGAAUGGUAAUUGGCUUUGAAAUGGACGGAUUAGCCUAACCUCAAAUUUCCCUUGGUGUUAGCGCUAUCCAGUAAAUUAGGAAAAAUCACGUCGUGAAGAUAUAAACAUAACAAACGUUAAACAGUACUCACACCAACCUCACGGAGAAACAGGGAUGGCGGAUCGACAUGCGCGUAAGCGUCAGACCACGCUUGGCAACCUGGCGUGCGGUUGAAAGCCCGCUCUCUCCGCGUCAGUGUCGUGUGGCUGGCAGUGAGUUGGUAUAGUUUUUCAGCAUAGCUUAACGAUUCGAUCAUUGCGCCUGUACUUCAUGAAAUUAAUGACUGAUCCGGCGUUCUGAGGAAGUAGAAAAACACCAUGCCAUCGGUGACGCAAUGCGAGCCGACCCAGGCGAACUUGGCGACUCUCUCCGCGCUCGAGAUCUUCGACAUAUUUAAAUCCAAUUCAGAUAACGACAAACACACGGAUGCCAGCUCGGAAGAGAGUUUCCACCUCCAGCUGGACGAGGACGACACUGAAAGCCGAUCGAACGUCUCGAGCGGCAAAGAUAGAGAAGAAACCGAAGAGGAUAUCCUAAACAAGUUCGAAACGGCGACGAGCUGCGACCCCGACCAUUUGGACGCCAAAACCGAGGACAGGAUUCUCAAUGACGAGGAGCACAAAAACGUCAAUUCGACGACAAAGACGACGGUUGAGUUAAUCGGAAGCGACAAAUACGAGAAAACCGGCAACGGCGAAUUCAAAAGUGCUUACGAACUCGAAAACCCAGAGUCGGAAAACGCGAAAGCCGAGCGGAACGUCCAAAACGACACGGAAAAAGAGACCGAAAUAGCUCGAAACACCGAUCAGAGUGCCGAAAAUAGUGAUCGGGUUUCGGAAACGGAAGCAGACGAAGAAGAGAAAAUGAUCGAGAAUGAAGGGAGAGAAGAGGAUGAGAAAAUGCGAGUUUGUAAACAUAGUGGCCGUAUUGAUAUAGAGAAUGACUCGCUUUUACAAGAAUUGGAGGCGACCAUCGCCGACAACCGGGAGCAAGGCAACGAGGAAGCGAAAUUUCCCGAAAAGCCCAAGGAGCCAGACGAGGUUUCCAAUCAGAAAGCUCAAGAAAACGAAUACGACCUGCUCGACAUAUCUGUGAUCCGAGACUGUGAGGAAGACGACGCGAUCGCGACCGCUUUGGAAGAUAACACAAACGCUGACAGUGAUAAGGAGUCUCAUUCCAGCGAAAAGUCUGACGAAGAGCAGGGCGAAAGAACGGAGAACGAGGCAAGUGAGGGAGAGAAAGAAGACCCGGAACUCGCGGAAGAAGAGAGCGAAACCGUGGACCAAGAAGAAGGUGCUUUGGUUAGUGAUAGUGAGAGCAAGGAGAACCCGGAUGUGGCUAAUCCGAAACUUAGUGAGCUGUUGGAAGAUGGUGACGAAGAAAUGAAAGAACAAGUGUCGGGCGCUGCAAGUGACGAAGCAAAGGUGCCCAGCGGUGAAGUGAGUGAGGUGGAGCAAUCUAAAGAAAUUAUUUUAGACUCUGACGCUGCGAACGGCCAAAACAGCAACGUUGAACGGGGGUCUGUGAAGGAGGCGACGGAGCUUGAACCUGCGAAAGCACUGCAGGAAAAUGAGGAAACUGAUAAAGAAAAAUCAAAAUCAUCGGGGCAGAAGAGGUCGUUGUCGUCGACUGAUUUGGAAAAUGCCAACCUCGCCCCGAAAAAGAUCAAAUUGGUCGACAACGAAACGGCGGACGUCCAGACAAGUGACAAAGUGAAAACUUUGUCGGCCUUCGCCAAGUUCAUGCAGUGCCGGCGCUUCGCUUCGAAGUUAUCGAGGUCGGAUUUGGAGCAGUUCUGCAUUCAAAAAAUAUGCGAGUGCGUGAUGAUGAAAAGUAGCGAGGGCGAGCUGCACCAGACGAUUAAAAAGCAGGAGAAAUGCAUCGAAAACCUGAAGAGGGACAUGCAACAGCUGCUAAAACAGUCGAAGGACCUAGAGAUCGUCAACAAGAAACUGAUGAGCGAAUUGAGAAACCAGAACACGCUGAAAAAGCCGCUGGUGCCGUUAAAAAUUACGCGUUCAGUAGGACUCCAAGUGCGGAUGAAUCCGGGCAACGAUGCGGCGAACCAAAGGAAGAGGCCGCUACCUUCGCCGCAGAAACAAAAUCCGACCGUCCAGGCGGUCGGAACGACGGUGGUGAACAGGGCGAGAUCGACACCAAACGCUUCGCCAGUCGUUAAGAAGGUUUUGGCGACGACGCCUACAAAAUCGCCAUUGUCCACAACUCCCACCACAACGGCGUCGGUGGCGUCGAAUCCGUUACUGACGAAAGCGUUGCAACUAAACAGGCGACCCGUGGUCUCCAAACGCAUCGCGACCCCUAACGCCAGGCCAAAAGUGGUGGAACCCAACAAACCGGCCAAUCCCGGAGUAAUAGAUUUGACCGACGAGGAUGACAGAACUCUUAAGGGCGGCAACAAACCCGGCUCGAUCAAUAAAGUUGUGAGCCAGAAAAUCGGCGGGAAUCAGGCAAAAACUAUAGUAACGCAAAAGACUGCAUCUGUACCUGGCGGGAAAGGUCCGACCGGUAACCCACCUAGGACCGUGGCAACCCUACCUCAAGGUGUCCGGUUAACUCCCGGAUCCGUAAUUGCUUCUAACGCAGCCGGAGGCUCCCAGAUGCUCUACGUCCUACCCACGAUUAAUUCCGGCACGAACGGAACUCAAAAAUUGACGUUUUUGAAUCUGCAGCCCACCAACGGAGUGCUGUCGACGGUGAACGGUUCGUUGGCGACCAAACAGAACAACACCAUAACCUUGAAAACGCUGGGCUUGCGAAAGCAUCCGGCGCCGUUGCCGGUGUCGCCAAAAGUGGUCUCGGACGUGAAGCUGAAACCCGUGCUGCCUAAACCGUAUUUAACUAUUAAAAAAAUCGACACGGGAAUAAUUUUGCAGUGGAAAAUGCCGUACAACCUCGAUUUAUACGAGUCUAUAGCGAGUUAUCAAUUAUACGCGUAUCAAGAGACUAACGCGCCACCUAGUACCGACAUGUGGCGUAAAGUUGGAGACGUUAAAGCGCUGGCGCUGCCGAUGGCGUGUACCUUGACUCAGUUUGCGGACAAAAACAAAUAUUAUUUUGCGGUUAGGUCGGUGGACGUUCACAAGAGGAUAGGAGCGUUUAGUGACCCAGAAGAGAUCUCGUUAUAAAUACACUUUUUUUAAAGAUAUAAUUCAGUGUAAUGUAAUUUGUUGUAGAGCGAUGACUUAGGAGUGUGCGGUUAAGUUAUUUCUAAAAUUAAGUUUUUUUUAUCAAAUAAAAGUCAAAAUCGCUUACAGUGAUAUUUGCACUACAUUUUUCUUU